Molecule: messenger RNA, 2397 nt
Organism: Salpingoeca rosetta
Lineage: Eukaryota; Choanoflagellata; Craspedida; Salpingoecidae
Exons: 1
Coding region: 379-2265 (628 amino acids)
Source: RefSeq, a predicted model, not a curated record
CACACAACCAACAACAGCCACAAACGUCAUCCAUCCCAUCCAUCCAUUGCGGCAGUCACGCUGCUCACACCACCAGCAACCCGCACUCACGCACCACCUCACACACUCUCACACUCCUUCAUUCACUCACUCACCCCCCCAUCCCUUGUCACCCACUCACUCCUUCAUUCACUCACCCAUCCAUUCAUUUCACACUCAGUCUUGCUGUUCCACUUCGUUCGCAUCGUCUGCGCCUGCGUUUGCGCGCGAAACCUCCUUUUAGUGUGCGCCUGCUUCCCCACACUGCUUCCCCACACUGCUGCAUCCCGCCUUCCUCCUCCUCCUCCUCCUCCUCCUCCCCUUUUCAUCCCCCUUCCCACACAUACACACACACGAGCGAUGCGGCGCACGUCACCGUUGCCGCUGUCAUCGACGUCAUCGGCCGCGGCGGCGGUCGUGGUGGUCAUGUGCUGCGUGUGCGCCGUGGCGAUGGCGGGCAGCGGCGUUGGCGCCACUUUUUCCCUGCCCAAGUCGACGCAGGCUGCCUUCGACUACGCGGCGGCACAGGGCACGCGCGUGUUCAUCGCCAUUGCCACGGACUGCGACACCGCGGCGCAGCUGGCGCCCACCAUCCUCGACACGUGGUACGCGCCAGGGACGGUGGCCCGCAAGUUUGCGACGGCCAAGUUUGUGGUGGACGGCUCGCGCCCGGGCUGCUUUGGGGAUGCCGCGCUGGAGCAGGACAUGGUGAUGCACAUGCCCGAGUGCUCGCAGCGGGACUCGCCCAUCGCCAAGGUGCUGUGCAUGUGGGACAAGGUCAAGUCCAUCCUGGGCAGCCGAUACACGCACUUCUUGCGGGUGCACGCGGAUACGUACGUCAACCUCAACAACCUCGUGGAGCUGGCCACGCACAUGCCGUCGUCGAAGCCCUUGUUUGCGGGCAUGCGCGUCGGCGACAGCGAGGACAGCCCUGCGGAGGACGUUGCGCCCUUCUGCCUCGGCCCGGCCCACGUCAUCACCGCCAAGCUGCUCAACAUGCUGCCGUCCGGUACGGAGGAGCUGCCGCAGGGCAUGCUGCCGCACAGCGGCGACCGCGCCUUCUCGUAUGUUGUGCAGCUCGUGGCGAAGGUGUCGUGCAUGGAGCACAUUGACCGCAGGUUCAAGUGGGCCUUCAUGCACCGGUACUGGGACGUUGCUGCAAACGGCACCGUGAUCAAGCCCAUGGGCGCCAUGUCGCCCCCCGUGCACCACAGGUUCUACAGCAGCUUUGUGCAGGCCGUGACGGUGCGUCCGCUGCAGACGCCCGAGGACAUGCGCAGCCUGCACGCGGCCACGCAGGCCAUGCGCCUGCCGCUCUUCCACCUGCCCAUCCCCAUGCCCGACGACACCAAGACGCUCGUGCAGCGCAUGUGCGUGCACAACCCGGCGCGGCAGUACGAGCUGUGCGGCCUUGACCUGCGCGAGUGCCCGACGCGGGCGCCGACGCACCCGAAGACGCUGGCGCAGCUCAAGGCAUACACCGUGUACCUGCCGAGCCGCCCGGACUCUGUGCGGCGGGCGACGAACCUGACGCAGACGCUGCGGUCGCUGGGCGUCACGACGCAGAUGGUGGCCGGCAUUGACGGGCCGCAGCUGUUCCAGGACCUGAUUGGCAACUUUGAGAAGAGCGACGCGCCGACGGCGUCCCCGAGCGUGAUUGGGCUGCGGCUGGCGUACCUGCGGGCCAUGGGAGACAUCCUGCUGGCAGCAGACGCGUCCGCCGACGCGCCGCAGCUGCACCUGUUCCUUGAGGACGACACCAUCCUGGGGCCCGGCUUUGCAGAGAAGCUCGACCACAUCCUGCGCACGAACGAGCGGUGCGGGCAGUUCCUGUCUGUUGCGCCCGGCGGCGCGCUGCUGCUUGGCGGCACCGUCUGGCGCGAGGGCACGUACCCGCGCGUGUCCAAGUGGACGUCUGGGUGGAUCCAGAUUGACACGGAGAUCUCUGCGCAGCCCAACGUUGCAGACCGCAUCUGCUACAACGCCGCCAACGCCACGUACGGCACGUUUGCCUUUGUGGUGGACACGGAGGCCGUGCGGCUCAUGCACGCGUGGCUGGCGGACCCGGCGUUUGCACACCUGCCCGUCGACCACGCCUGGCCCCGGCUGGCAGACAUUGGCGUGCCCGUGCGCGUGCUGAACCCUCCCCUGGCCUUUCCCACCGUGACAGACUCCAUCAUCCACACCUCCGACAAGCACAUGAACAGCACCUAUCGCCAGAAGGUCCACAGAUGGACGUUUGCAUGACAAAGUGGUGGUGUUAUUGCUAUUGAUGGUGGUGGUGUGAUGUGAUUGGGGGGGGGGAGGUUGACAUGGUGAUGUUGAUGCUAGUUGUGGUGGUGUUGUGGUGCAAGGGGUGAUGUUGAUGCUAGUUGUGGU